UUGUUUUCUUAUUCCUCCUGUUUCUGUCAGUAGUCUGCUGGUUUGGGUUGGUGAGGGCUUGAAGUAGUUUGUGGUUAAGCUUAGUGUUAUAUAGUAAAUCUAUUGUGUUAGUUUAAUCAAAAUAAAACAAAAUUAUUAUUUAUUAAGAUUUAAACAUGUAAAUCUCAUCCUAACAGUGCUGUUAACUUUUAAACUGGAUAUGUUUAAUUAAUUGCCUGAGGCUAAGUAGUUUUGUUGGCUGUCCAGUUUCUUGAAAGAGAAUAUGCGUAUCCGUCGUUUGGCCUGGAUAGGGGCAGCAUUCCUCCUUCUAGGAUAUGUUACACUCUAUUUACUGUUGGAUCUAUCGUUUCCAUUGGACAGUCAUAAGGAAUCCAUACAAACGUCUAGAAGAAAAUCAAAAUACUUUGGGACUAACGAUAUAGAGUUUAGUAAUAUCAGUGAUAUCUUCAGUGAUAUCAUGACAAAGAAACAAGACUCAAGGCCUGUAUUCAGCAGCUUCCUCUCCGAGUCAUCCUGUACCAGCCAGCCCAACCCAGAAUCUCAAGUUAACAUACAGAUGCUUCGAAUAUAUGAUGAAUUAAAAUUUGAUAAUCUAGAUGGUGGAGCCUGGAAACAAGGUUGGAAUGUAGUAUACAACAAGAAUCAGUGGAACUCUGAAAAAAAACUUAAGGUUUUUGUAAUGCCACAUUCUCACAACGAUCCAGGUUGGAAAAAGACAUUUGAAGAUUAUUACCAAACUCAGACUAGGUCGAUAUUGAACAAUAUGGUGGUUAAACUCAUGGAAGAUCCCAGAAGAAAAUUUAUAUGGGCGGAAAUAUCAUACUUCUCCCUCUGGUGGCAAGAGAUCAUGGAUGACAUCAAAGAAAAAGUUAAAAUAUUGUUGGCUCGGAAACAACUGGAGAUUGUGACGGGCGGAUGGGUGAUGAAUGACGAGGCCAAUGCUCACUACUACUCCAUCAUACAACAACUUAGCCAUGGUCAUCAUUGGCUGCAGCAGCAUCUCAACUAUACACCCAGAUUUGGCUGGGCAAUAGACCCAUUUGGCCACUCACCGACUAUGCCAUACGUACUGAAGAAGAUGGGAAUCGAAUCUAUGCUCAUUCAACGAACGCAUUACUCAGUGAAGAAGCACCUAGCAAAGAGAAAGGAGCUGGAAUUCAGAUGGCGCCAAACUUGGGAUGGCAAUGGCACCACUGACAUCCUGACGCACAUGAUGCCCUUUUACAUUUACGAUGUUCCCCACACCUGCGGUCCAGACCCCAAGAUCUGCUGCCAGUUUGACUUCAAGCGAUUGCCUGGAUACGGAUUCACCUGCCCUUGGAGGGUUCCCCCCCAGGUCAUCACCGACAGCAACGUCGCUCAUCGGGCGGAACUGCUGUUGGAUCAGUACAGGAAAAAAGCCCAACUGUUUGCGACCAAUGUUGUUUUGGCACCAUUGGGCGAUGACUUCAGGUACGAUCAUCCUACAGAGUGGGACGCGCAAUACAACAACUACCAGAAGCUUUUCGAUUACAUGAACAAUAACCCGGAGCUGAACGUUGAGGCCCAGUUCGGUACCCUGACUGACUACUUCAACGCAGUUGUGAAAGAACGACCACUGGAACAAUUCCCUUCUCUGUCAGGAGAUUUCUUCACUUACGCUGACAGGGAUGACCACUACUGGAGCGGGUAUUACACAUCCAAGCCAUUCUACAAGCGGAUGGACCGAGUGCUGCAAGACUACCUGCGUAGUGCAGACAUAGCGUCUGGUCUGGCUUGGCUGCGUGGGCUGACUCUGUCCCCCAAAUUGGCAGACAUGCUGUACACAGCCCGCAGCAGUCUCUCCCUGUUCCAGCAUCAUGAUGGCAUUACAGGCACUGCCAGGGAUUAUGUUGUCCAGGAUUAUGCUAACAAGAUGUUGUUGGCGAUUAACAACUGUCAGCAUGUGAUACAGCAGAUGGCCCAUUACCUGCUGCACCCUGACAAGAGCACAUAUGAGGCGGACGAUGACAAGGUGUAUUUUGACCUGGACCAUGUGCGGAGGCUUGCUCACAGUCUGCCGGAACAGAAGACUUUGGCGUUUAACUCCAUCCAGGAAGUACAGCGGGUGGUCAUCUACAAUUCUCUCACCUACCAUCGUCAGGAGGUCGUUACCCUCCGUGUCUCCACCCCUGAUCUGAAGGUGACUGACUGGAAGGGCAACGUUCUCCAGGCUCAGGUAGACCCUCACUGCCAGCUGCUGGACAUGAACAGCCAGUGCUACGAUCUGUCAUUUGUUGUCUCAGUGGAUCCUCUGGGAAUGGAAACUUACCUCAUCCACCUUGUCUCACCCGAUGACAGUUCCAAGGCCUCUCGGGUCAAAAUCAAGGUGCUGAACUCUGGAUGGACGCACAGUCAGAAGGAGAUGUUUGAGGAUUGGGUGAAUGAAUUUGACAGUGAUAAAGAGUUCUCUAUCCAAAAUGAGGUUAUGUCGGCCGCGUUCAGCAAGUCCAGCCUGUUGAAGGCAGUCACAUUCAAGAAAUCUGGCAAAACCAUUCCUCUGCACCUUAAUUUUGUUAAGUACUCGGCGAGGCCGGGCAGGGAGCGCAGUGGGGCUUAUCUCUUCUUGCCGGACGGAGAGGAGAACUUACAUUUCGAGUCUCCCCUUACUCUGGUCUUCCAAGGACAGAUCAUGUCGAAAGUGUUUGUCCAGUUACCCAACGUUCAGCAUAGUGUUAUUCUGUACAACUCACCAGGCGCUGAUGGUCUCGGCCUGGAAAUACAUAAUUUAGUUGACAUCACGUCUCUCAACACAAAUUAUGAACUGGCAAUGAGACUGUCGAGUAAUAUCAACAACAACAACGUCUUCUACACAGAUCUCAACGGCAUGCAGAUUAUCAAGAGGAAGAAGUACAGUAAGCUGCCACUGCAAGGUAAUUUCUACCCAAUGCCGACGACCAUGUACAUAGAGGAUGACGACACUCGGCUAACUCUUUUGUCGGCGCAACCGUUGGGAGCCGCAUCUCUCAGGGAAGGCCAAAUAGAGGUGAUGCAGGAUCGUAGACUACUUCAGGACGACAACCGAGGACUGGACCAGGGUGUGAUGGACAACCGACCCACCCUCUGCCUGUUCCGUCUGCUAGUGGAGGAACCCAAGCAGGAUGACUGUGGACCCCAGGAGCCGAGCCACACAGCGGCAAGCUACGCUGCGGUGCAGAGUCUGAACAGUCCCCUCCACCGGCUACUGGCCCCUGACCCGGACAAGGUGGCAGGGCUGGAGCCGACGUUCCGGAGUGGAACAGCAACGGGGGCCAGCACACAUCUGGUGUCUCUUUCUGUAGUCAACUCCGUGAGAGAACCGAGCUCCGUGGGCCUGAUCAUACAUCGGACCCGAUUCGACCAGUGCUUCUCGCCACCGCUUAAUCAAGAGGAUUCUGGGAGAGUGAACGUCAGCUCUCUGCUCUCAAUAACCUCGGACAUGACUCCCACGUCACUAUCUUUCUUGUACAAAGGAACACCAGUGAGCAGCUCUCAGGCUCAAGAUCUUUGUCCGUUCUCAAUUCUAGCAUUUUUAAUUCCAAAGCAGUCGGCGUAGUCAUAAGGGGUAUUAGUGAAUAUUUGUAAUAUAAGGAUGUUAUAAGUACGAUAUAAGGAUGUAAUAUAAUUUUAACAUGUUCACUGUGUUACAAAUAUCCGGUUACUUCAUGCUGUUGUAAAUUAUUAUAGUACAGACCAAAAGCGAUGGCCUUUGCUCUUUUGCAUUUUUUAUUUUAUUUUCGUAAUAUAGUUAAUUAAGUAAAAAUCGUAUUUUCAGACAUUUUAAAGUUUACCACUUUGAAAACCAAUUUUACACCAAAAUCUGCUUUAGAAAAUUAAUAACAAAUUACUUUUAACACACUAAGUUAUUCAUUUUUAUGAAUAUGGAACAAAUAAUCUUUAAAUAGUUCGACAGUACUGGUCAUUUACUAUUGACCACUGAUCAGUGGUUGGUUAUUGUUUUCUGAUAUAUUAUGACCUUUAUUCUUUAGUUGAUCAUAAUUAAUGUUUUUUUUUAUCAAGUGCAUGUGUUAGUGUAUGUGGAGUUGAUACACAGCAUGUUUGUUGUGAUAAUUCCAGACUUAUGCGUGUCAUGCUUUUGUAUGAUUUGUUUAUUUUAACCUAGAUUGUAGUCAUGUGUUAGAUUAGGUAUCCACCUGAGAAAGAGAUUAGAUUACAGAUCUCAAAACAUAGUGUUACUAAUUUUUUGUAUCACUGAAUAUUGGAAAAUGUCCAAAAAACGUUUGUCAAUAACCAACUAUAACUCUGCAGGUAAGAUUGGUCAAAUAGUGUCCAUUGAUUAUUAUAUCAACUCGCGAAAUCAGAAAGAAUUUUAAUAGUAACAUUUCUUGUAAAAUAACCUUUACCUGUAACUGAGAAAUGAUACAUGGAAAAUUAAUUGCACCAAUGUUUAAAAAUGCAGUAACUGGUGUUGCUCUAAGUAAAGUUAUAAACAAUACAAUAACACAGUGAACAUGUCAGUGAUAGUUUUAAUGAUUGUAAAUUGUUUUCAACUCAUAGAUAAUUGCUUUUUUCCAGUUUGUAAAACUUUGAUAGUGUACAGUUAAAUUUAAAAUCAAUGUUGUAGUGAGUUUACACAAAUGAUAAUGUGUACACAAAUGACUUUUGCAGUUUCGUUUUUUUUUAAUUUCUUCUAUACGUUGUUUAUAAAUAAUGACAAACAAUACAUGACGUCAAAAAAAAAAAAUGCUAUUAGUUUAGUAGUAGGUUACAAUUCGUGAAUUCGAGAGUGGAAGGGCAAAGUAGAAUUUAUUUAGAGUAAAAUAAAUGACUGUUGAGGCAAUCUCAAUUGAAGAAAAUGAACAUGAGGUUAUUUCAGUAAAUGUUUUAAAUUUGUAUCCAUUUUACAAAAUCACAUUAGUCAGGACGUAGAAAAGGUAAAGGAAAUUGUUGAAUUGACUUUGAUGGUUUUGGUACCAUUAGUUUAACUCCCCAGUGCAUACGUAACGUGGAAGUACGUAAUAAUUUAUCCCAAAUUAAAGUAUUAAGAAAUUGGAGUCUAUAAAUGAGAUUUUCUAUCUCUUAUUUAGCCUACAUGAUGAGGAGUACAAAUGUAAAAUAUCUGAUUUUUCAAUGACAAUAUUUUAUGUUUUAAUAGUUACUUUAUUUUGGAUGAGUGUUUAAAAUUUUAUGGUAUUGAUAGUAAGUUAAAUGCAUAUAGGAAAUAAAAUAAAGAAAUAAAGAAGGAUAAGCACUUCUCCAAGUAAUUUCAAUGUUAAUUUCAUGGACUAGCUGUCACAACACAAGCACAGUUAAAAGUAAAGAGGAACAAUUUUUGUAAUCAUAGUUGUGAUUUGUUUUCGGGAAGGAGCUGUUCUACAAUAAAAUCUAUUAUAGUGUCAAUUUUCAUAUAUAUAUGACCAAUGACCUCUAGAUAUACCAAAAUCUAUUACAAAACUAUAUAUGACAAUAUAUAUAUAUAUAUAUAUAUAUAUAUAUAUAUGACUUUCUACGUAUCAUUUUGUAUGUAAUAUUAAUGAAUACUCAGGAAAUAAAUAUCUUUAUGCGACUGUUUACUACUUAAAAUAAUGAAUAUAAUGAACCAAACCAAUGGUUGAAAUAAACUUAACAUGAAUGUAUAAUUUAUGAAAUGUUAAAAUCAAAAAUAAAUAAUGUCACAUUACAGAUCAGAAAAGUUAGUGUGACUGGAACAAAUUUCCAAAGGCAUAAGAUACCAGUUGAUAUAUUCUGUUCCACCUACUUUCUUCCACAGCACAUAAAAGGCAAGCAUUUCUGAGAUAAAUGGUGGUCCUUGGAAGAUAUUUCCAAAUCAUUGAAUGUAAAUUUAAGGGAAUAGGUCGGAACACUGAAUUCAAAAUGAAAAGUCCUCAGUGGGGCAAAAUUAACAUCUGUGCAAAAUUUCAUGGCAUUUUGAUUUUAAGUUCCUAAAUGUUUAGUAGUUGAAAUUGAAAAUUAAAGCCAGUGAAAUCUUGUCUUCUUAUCGAAGAUAAAACAGAAAUAAAGUAUGUGCACCAAUUUUUAAGAAACAUUUUUUUUUAAUGCAGUCUGUUGCGUAGUCACACAUAUACUGUACAGGGUGUUUCAUAUGAGGUUGAUAGUAAUUUGGAAUUGAUAGCAGACUCAAACAAAGUUAAAAAGUUCCUAUGUACAUAUGUCUUACUCCAUAAACAAAAAAUAUGUUUCUGUUGUAACUUUGCUUGCUAUUUUUUCUAUCAAAUCCUUUGUAAACAUAAUGUGAACCCUUUUACGUAUUCCAAAAUGAUAACGGUUUUAAGAUUUUAUUGUCGAAUUUCAUGAGAAUUACUUAACAGCAAAAGAUGACAAUAAGAAAAAUUUAUAUUUAAGAAAGACAAAACUUGUUAUACCUUUUUUGUUAGUGCCAAUCGGAAAAAUAACUGAGAAUGUGGAUAUUUACUUAUAAUAGACAUCUUUGAGGAUGUAUGAAUUUAACAAAUUAGAUGUUUUUGCCACUGGUAGAGUGAGGAAUUUAUCUAGAGGAAGAGUCGGUACAGUACAAGGUUGAAUUAAUGAUCAAAAGUUCGUCAGUCACAGAUAGGAUUUGAACAUGUACCAUCUCUAACUCAGAUCCAAAGUUCGACCCUUUAGACCAGCGAUUCUCAGGCUGGGGGUACACCCCCUGGGGAGACAUAGAAGUUUUUCAAGAGAAAUAGGAAAGUAUUCCCCUAAACACAUGGCUUGCAAGCGAUUCCCUUAAUGCUUACGUGUAACUUUAAUUAUGUGUUUAUUACGUAAUUCUUAAUAAACACCAUGCUUAACAUGUGCAUGGUUUGUUAGUAGUGAACUAAAAUUUUCUGGACCAGUAAACAUAAAAAGUGGGACAGACAAUUUGUAUGUUGUUAUAGUAGGCCUAAAAAUGGCCAAAUCACUUCAAAAUAAAAGACUGUAUAGUAAUGUUUAUAUUAAAUAUGAAUUCAUUUUUAUUGACAAAACUGUUUUUAAUUACCUCAGUGCGUUAUUUACAAUUUUGUUUCGAGUAAUUAUGCCAUGCGACCUAGACAUACCCUAUUGUACUGGAAGUUUUCGAAUGUGAAACGAGAAAGGAAUUGAAUCUACCACUUCAAUGAAUCAACAAAUUUAUUUAAAGACAUUGUUUCUUGGCAUUUCGUAUACUGAACACUAUUUUCCAGAUGUUACGACAAAGAGUUGAUAAGAUAUCCUUUUAAAAUCAAUUUGGAUGUACUUCCUAACCGCAUUCCAGAACAGGCAAUCGUUAAAAAAUGUGAUUCUCAAGCAUUGACAGAACUUCAAAACAUGAGUGUUAAAGACAUUUAGUUUUGACUUUCUCUGAAUCGUUGAUGUAGUGUUCCUGUUUACCCACAAGCUGCAAAGUUGUUAGUGCAAUUUUUAUCCACAGGCCUCUGUGAGUCUGGAUUUUUUAAAUUGGCUUAUCCAAAUUUCGAGAAAGACUAGACUUUAAAAGGUACCUGUGAUAUGCUUUGUCACAGUUACAAUCAAAUAUUUAAGAAAUUAAAAGAAAAACAGUGUCAAUCUUCUUACCAAGUUACAAAGUGAGUGAAAUAAAGCAUAAUUAACCUCCUUUUGUAGAUUCCAUAAAAAUAUUGUUUAGUUCUGUGUUUUAUUAAACUAGCUGUAGUAAGUGUAGGCAAAGACUGUAUGUUCAGAAAUGUAUUUGAGGUGAUACUAAAUGUUUUGUAAAAAUGUAUCAAAUAUUUAAUUUUAAAAGUCUAAGCUAUACCCUAACCUAAAAAUUGAAAUUUUACUUCUAGUGUUGAUCACACAAGGUGAUGAUGAUUGAGAAGAGGCGUGACCAAAUGUCAGUGUAUUAAAGGAAGCACAAACUCUAAAUGGUUGAGAAGCCCUACUUUAGACCAACAGUAUUCUCUCAUUCUGUUUGAUAAAAAUCCUUGUAGAGGUUGGUGGUGAUCCGCCAAUACAGACAAAAGAUAGGUGCAAAGAUACUGGUCUGGUCUUUGAAGUAUUCUUUGUACCAAUUAAAAUACAUUAUUUAUUUGUUCAUAAAAAGCUCAUAAAGACACAUUGUCAUCAAAUGCAAAAUUUCAAAUUAUUAGCUCACUUUAUUCUCUAGAUUCUUCAGACAGGCAUGUAAAUAGGUCAGGAGAAAAGAAAAUUUUCCAGUCCCGAGGCAGACAAGAGUAAUUUUACAAGAGUACUGAGUAGGCUUUAAUGACAGCCAAAUGUCAUAAAAUGACAUGCGCCAUCAUCAAACUCAUUGUUGCAUAUACAGAAAUGAAACUUCAUGCAAAAUUUCAAGGCUGUUAGUUUGUUCUCGAGAUAUUGUGCAGACGGACAGAUAGACGAAGAUUGCAUUUUACUCUAGUGAUAUGCUAUGCUACUACUCAGCCUACAAUAACACUAGUCAUUCAAGAAAAUUAAAUUAAAUAGAAUGAUAUCCUUAAAGAAGAUUUAUAAAAUCAAUUUGACAGAAAGAGCUUAAAAUUAUUUCAACAUACCGUCUUGUAAUUAAAAUGAACUAUUUUUAAAGUAAAAUCAAUUCUGUAGGAUAAUUCCAGUAAUUUUUAGAUAAAUUAAAUAAAGAAUAGAUGAGAGUGGAUAUACAAUGUAAAACCUUCAAAUGUCAAUUAGUUUUUAAAUAAAACCUUAAAUUGAUGAAACAGUGAGUUAAUUAGAGUGAUUUUGUGGGUCUGUGGUUGUUUGAAGUUUACAUAGUAGAUAACAGCUAUUACAAUUACCGUAAUUGCUUUGUUUGUUUGUUCCGGUAAAUUAAUGCUAGUUGACAUCUGUAUCAUUUGCUCUAAUGUAGAAUCCUUUUGAUAUUAAGUAAUUUAAGGAAUAUUUUCAUACGGCUUUUAUUUAAAAGUUAUUCCACGGAAUCGUGUACACAGGACUUUGGGAGGGGGGAGGGAAUUUUAUCUUUAAAAUCAAAUGGAAUGUUGAGAGAGUGGGAAUUAAGGAAUAGGGCAAAUAUCUUACAUACUAAAUUUGGUGGGAGAGGAAUGUAUUUCGAUAUCCCACUGAUUCUCUAUAUUUGUUUUUAGAUUUAAGCCAUUUUAAAAUUCUAGAACAUAUUUAAUUUAAUAAUCAAAUUAGUUAAUUACAUUUUUGUACAAAUUUAUAGGAGAGAUUAAAGGUUGAAUAAGUAUCUAGAUACAAUAAUAACAAUUUGUAAUAAUAAUUUAUUUGACCACUACUCUAUUUGUUUGUUGCAGAAGUGACAUUUUAUUUGUGUUGUUACACACAGUGGUCUGGAACAAAGAUAAGAAUUUAAUUAUCAAUGUCAUAUUAAAAUUUUAAAUAUGAAUUUAUUAAAACAUGAACAAACAUUUUAGACACACAAAUUGUUAUGACAUUUUAUAAUUAGUUUAAUUAGUUAGUAUACAUCUAUAUUGUUAUAUUGUAUUUCUUUAAGUGUACAGUUUUAAAUUUACUUAAUCCUUGUUGUAUAUGUUACAAUAGUUUGUUUACAGUGAAACCUUCAUAAUCUGAAAUAAUUAGUACUGGGUUUGUUCAAACUGUUAAUCACAGUGUUUUUUUUUUAUUUUUGUUUUUUGGUCAGAAGUACAAAACAGUAACGAAGAUAAACAAACAAGGUAGCCUUCCAACCUGGAAAACUCAAAUUUUUGUGUAUUGGAUAAAUUUGACAUUAAACUAGUAAUUCCUUGGUAUUAGAGUAUAAUAAUAUAACUAUUUACAUGUAAAAUUUUCUUUUUAUUUUACACUAUCUGAUUUUAAUGGUUUCAAAAUUAAUGACCAUUUAGAUUAUGAAGUUUUCAAGGUUCUUUUGUAAUUUUUUUCAUAUUCAUUUAUCCUUCUGUGAUUGAUUAAGAAUCGGUUGUUAUUAACAUUUCUGUUAGAGUUGAUUUUUGUAAAGUUUUAUUUUACUUUUUGUAUUUAUUUUAUAUAUAAUUUUUUUGUUUAUUCAGCUGUAAUAAAUAUUGGCCACUUCAUUUAUAUAGUCAUUUCAAAUCUGUAGUACUCUGGAGUGUUUAGUAAAAUUGUUUUCAAUAUUUACAUUUCAAUAGUUUUGUUCAUAGUAGUUGUAGUUUUAUAUCCAAACUGUAACAAGUGUAACAUUUUGAUCCCUAAAGCUUUAACUACUAAUUGGUUGGAGUUAUUUAUUACUUUAGAUAAUUUCCCCAACAGUUGAAAUAUGGGAUGCUCAGUUUGAAUCAUUGGUGGCUACAAGAUAAUAAUAAUAAUCAGUGCAUGACCUUUUUACUGUCUUUAUAAAUAUUAAUUAAACACGUGCCAUUUGGGGCAAAAAAUGUACAAGUAUCUAUCGUUGUUUUGUCUUUUCUCUGAAGCAGAGCCACGAGAAGUUGGGAUUUGGGUGUGGUGUAAUGUUGUCUAUAUUGAAGUUGCGAUAUUGAUGUGACAAAAUAUUGUCUGCUGUGCAGAUGUAAGUUAUAAUUGUGAUACUGAUAUGGACUUGGUUAUUAUUACAAUAUAAAUAAAUAAUGACUUUUCUAUUUUA
Messenger RNA from Homalodisca vitripennis (glassy-winged sharpshooter), 10411 nucleotides. It is a transcript of the gene alpha-Man-IIa, whose product is annotated as alpha-mannosidase 2. Gene Ontology annotation, molecular function: carbohydrate binding; alpha-mannosidase activity. Gene Ontology annotation, cellular component: Golgi membrane. Gene Ontology annotation, biological process: mannose metabolic process; protein deglycosylation; N-glycan processing. Lineage: Eukaryota; Metazoa; Arthropoda; Insecta; Hemiptera; Cicadellidae. The record is from RefSeq and is a predicted model, not a curated record. The transcript is spliced from 22 exons. The coding region runs from base 263 to 3553 and encodes 1096 amino acids.